This is a messenger RNA of Aspergillus caelatus, 1215 nucleotides long. RefSeq lists its product as uncharacterized. The transcript has 2 exons. The record is from RefSeq and is a predicted model, not a curated record. NCBI's taxonomy places the organism in Eukaryota, Fungi, Ascomycota, Eurotiomycetes, Eurotiales, Aspergillaceae. Bases 156 to 1148 code for a protein of 330 amino acids.
AGAUUUUAUUUUCCCUCGGAUAUUCUUAACAUGAUUGCAUAACACAAUUGGAUAAAACCCCUUGAUUCCACCAUUGCGGGUAUAUAAGAUAGCCGUACCCUGGACCUGUAGGAACAUGCACCAAGUACUUAUCAAAAACUGUAUUACCUUUCAACAUGCCUACAAAGUUGAUUGUCGUUACCGGUGUCACUGGUGUUCAAGGUGGCUCCGUCGCUCGCUUGUUUGCUCAAGACCCAAACUGGCGCGUUCGGGGCAUAACUCGCAAUCCGGACAAGGCUUCUAACGUCUCUCUGCGUGAGUCAGGCAUUGAGCUCGUGGCCGGCGAUUACGACGAUGUGGCAUCGUUAGACAGGGCCUUCAAUGGAGCUAACGCCAUCUUUGGAACCACUGAUUUUUGGCAGUUCGUCAAAGAUCCGCAGGUGGCCGACGAAGCCAAGAGAAGGGGAAAGCAAAUCAAUGAGAUUGCCUUCGAGCGUGAAGUCCAACAAGGAAAGAAUAUCAUCGACGCUGCUGCCAAGCAUGUGUCAACUCUAGACCGAGUUGUAUUGUCCACCCUGAGCAACAGCAAGAAGUGGAGCCAGGGCGAAAUUCUCUGGAAUCUGCAUUUUGAUGGCAAAGCUCAGUACACCGAGUAUUUGCAACAAACAUACCCAGAUCUAGCAGCAAAGACGAGCUAUUUCCAAAUUGGAGUCUAUCUCAGCAACUGGUGGAACCCAAUGCAGAGACCGGAGAAACAAGCCGAUGGUACUUUUGUUCUGCAUGUCACCGCAGGCUUUGGAGACCAGCCAGUUCCUUGGGUUCAUGCUCAAACCGAUACGGGGUACCUGGUUAAAGCUCUCAUACACGCCCCACCCGGCACUGUGAUUCUAGGAUGCAGCCGCCUCAUGCAUUAUGACGAAUACUGGAAGCUGUGGGCUGACAUCAAAGGAGUUAAACUUGUCGUCCAAGUGGACAAAGAGUUCCAUUCCGCUGGAGCUCCUGACUGGUUGGCGAGAGAAAUGUACGAGAGCAAGCUAUAUGUCUCAAAGUAUGGGUGGGCAGGAGGUGAUCCAAAUGUCAAGAAACCAGAAGAAGUGGGCGUGGAGAUGGACAAACUGAUGGAUAUUGAACGCUACAUGAGGGAAACAGAUUAUGCAGGUUUUAUGUAAGUAGACGACCUCUUGCCGGGGUUACCUCUGCCUAAAAAGCAUGGACAUUACAUAGCUCUCAAAUUAU